GCCUCGACGCCAGUGCGGAGGCGCGGUGCCCAAUGCCCGAACGCAGCCCCAAGCGGUGACAUGACAUAUUCGACAGCUCAAUGGCCCUGCUGGCCCGGCCCCUCGGCCCGCGCGUUGCAAACCCAAGGCAACAAGUAUGCUAAGCGAGUGCAUUCGCCUCGCAAAAGAGCACCACGUGCGCGCAGCUGGGGUUCUUUUGCCCGUUGCGUCCAGGGUUCUUGGGUCGGGAACCGUUUGCGUGUCGAUGUCGCCGGUUUUAGUCACGCGCGCUAUGAAAGAGUUGGUCUCAAUAACAACGCAUGUUUAGUUACGCGUUCUGGGUCCACUACUGCGUUUGUCAUGACUACGCCCGCCGCGCCCACCUCUCCGGAAACAAGAGUUUCACGCAAGCGCGCUUGUUUUUUUCGUUGGCGACCCCAAAUGAUACGCAUCGUGAUAUUGGAUUUCACCGAUGUCCCUUGCAGGCUGAAAGGCCCGCUGUGCAACAGGCUGGCCUCAAGGCCUCCCCUUGAUGGUAGUUGCGGGCCGGCCCCCUACAUAAGCGAGCAGAGGCAUACCUAAUUCUCAUACGCAUUUUCACAUUCAGCUCUUCACCCACCGAUCACCUUCAGCACUCGCACCUCCACCCACCGCCCCCAAACUCGCUCGCCCAGGUCGCUGCUUUUCUCCGACGACAAUGGCCCCGACGUUCUCGUGUACUGCCCGUCAGGGCGCCUCCGCCUCUGCUCCCCAGCUGACGGGCGCCGCUCCGUCGCGCCACUACCGUCGCAGCACCACCACCAAGGCGCCGCGCAAGCGCACCUUCCUCGUGGGCAUGACCCGCUUCGACGCCCGCAUGGAGCUCGGCGCGGGUCUGGCUAGCUCUGCCUGCGGCGCGGCGGGCUCUAACACGCUCGGAGGCUCGUGUCAGCUUCUGUCGUGUGGGGGCGACGACAACUCCGGCCGCAUCAACAACAACAGCUUUGGCGGCAACGGCGGCAACAACGGCGGCAGCAACGGCGGCUUCGGCUUCAGCAGCGGCGACUUCGGCAUGCCGGAGUCGCGCAUGGGCCGCGCGCUGAUUGGCGCGUUCGCGCUGACCGCGCUGGUGGCUGCCUUCCCCGAGCAGUCUCGCGCCAUGCUGGGCAGCUCGGCGACCUCGCCCGCGGUGUCGCCCAACAGCGGACUGCUGAGCGCCUCCCGCGCGGAUGCGCCGCUGGGCCGCGUGUCCACCGGCUCGCGCAGCAGCUCCGGCCGCUCCAAGGUUGUGCACGUGGUGGGCCGCGACAGCACACUGGUGGUACCGCUCACCCAGGCGUCGCUGCCCGACAGCCAGCUGCUGUCCCGCAGCCCGGUCAACGGCGGCUUUCUGUCGGGCGGCGGCCGCGUGCGCAUCGUGGACGCUCCCAUCCAGCUGACCCACGACGAGGUGUCGAUGAUUGCGGAGAAGCAGUACCGUGUGCGCGAGAGCAUGCGGGUCAACUAAGUCUUUUGCAUUUUUGCAAAAGCAUCAGAGCCUUGAUAGGAGACGCCGGGUGUGAGGGCGCGGGUUGCCGGCGAGAUGAUCGCUCCAUAUUGACCCGAUCACGGCUGAACAACAUUGCUAACCGCCGGCGCCGGGCAAAGAGAGCCGGGCCGGCAACACGGAUUCCUAGGGAGCAGCCCGCUUGUGAUGACAUGGCAAACUGCUUUGAUCGAGUCUAUAUUACGUCUUCUUGGCCGGUGCUUGCGGCGGGGUGUAUGGCGCAGCGCGCUUGCCUGGUCCGUGUCUGGUGUCAGGACGCGCUCCCGCUCGCACCCUGUGUGCGUGGACGUGGACUAAGCCGCACGUGCUUCGCAUGCCGCGAUGUUGCCAUGCCCUCGAGAGCCCAGCCCAGCUUUUCUUCUGAAGUGUCAUCAGUACGCUCAAGAGGCAUCUGUAUUUGUGUUUGCCACUGAUGCGCCGGCUUGCAUGGCUGCGACAAGCAGGCAUGAACAUUGAAGACGCAUGCAUGUAUGCAUACCGGCUGCUGAAGUGGAUGGGAGAGAGAGAAGACCAUUGAUAUUUCUAACGGUAUCCUUGCUGGUGCUGGCUUAUCGUGUGCGGACGCCUCGGCGCCGAGCCACUGUGCAGACGUGUGAGGGUUCUGGGUAAAUCACUGCCUGGGGCCAUGCGCCCACCCGCACGUGCGCAACGUGUCGAGUGUGUUUUGCAUUCGAGGACGCACUGUAGGCAUGAUGGAUGCAAAGGCGCUACACAUGUGGCUGUAACGACGUUUGGAAAUGGGCAUAUGCGUGGAUGCCAGUCCUGCCAGAUUUUGAUGCAUUUGGUUGUGGGUCCUUCCUUCAUGGUGAGGUGGGCAGCAGCACCCAAAUAAAGCAGUGUGCAGUCGGCAUGCACGCUUGCGUUGCUGCUCACAGAGCGAGAGAGAAAGGUAUAGAGAGUAAGCGUACAUAUAGCACAAGGGCACGGCCUGUGGCGGGCAGGGCCGCCCUGUAAGCAUCUUGGUAC
Chlamydomonas reinhardtii is the source of this 2470-nucleotide messenger RNA. RefSeq lists its product as uncharacterized. Bases 677 to 1465 code for a protein of 262 amino acids. NCBI's taxonomy places the organism in Eukaryota, Viridiplantae, Chlorophyta, Chlorophyceae, Chlamydomonadales, Chlamydomonadaceae. The transcript has 4 exons. The record is from RefSeq and is a predicted model, not a curated record.